AAUAAACGAGUAAACGUUGGAUUCAACCAGUGUAACACAUAACUUCGUUACUCUUUGAAGGAAGAACUUAUAUUUCAUAAUCGUUAUUUCUGUCCGGAAUAUUGUCGUGUGACACGACAACAACAAUACGGAAGAAGCAAGAAUCAGCUGACACAUUUCACGUACAACUGCUUUGUGUUAUUAUCAGUUUAUAACAUACCGAGCCUACAUUAUGGAGGACCAGGAGAUGCAACUAAAAGUUAGACGAGUGACUGACAAAUUCACGGAGAGCAUGUACGUGCUAGCCAAUGAGCCGUCAGUGGCUCUCUACAGACUGCAGGAACACGUCAGAAGGUCCCUGCCUGAACUGGUGCAACACAAGACAGACAUGCAGAGCUGGGAGGAGCAGAGUCAAGGAGCCAUCUACAGUGUAGAGUAUGCAUGCAGUGCCGUAAAGAGCAUGACGAACAGCAGCUUGUAUUUCAAAAACAUUGACGGCCUCCUCCGUCAAGCAAUCAGCAUGAAGGAACAGAUAAGCAGCUCUCAAGGACGCAGCUUACAUGAUGUGACCCCCUCACCCAGUCCCCUUGUCUCUGCUCCACAUGCCCCUUCCACUUCCACAUUACCUCUGGACUGAGGGGUCCAAGGAAAAGGACUAUGGACUCGGGCAUGCUAAAGGAAGGGGGAGACAAGAGCAGCUCCGGGAUGUGACGGGACUUCCUGAGAUGUUGGUGUUGCUUCUACAGUCCCUUGCUCUAUUACCUCUUGAUUGAGGCUGAAGUGGGGUCAUAAGGGCGACACCUCAUCACAAUGGAGUGACGGCCUCCAGUGACCCCCCCCCCCCCCCGUACAAGCCGCUCAGUGGAACAGAGCACCACAGCACUGCCAGGUUCAGCAUUAAAAACACUUAAGUCAUGGACGCUGCUCAAAGAAUGCAUUGUUCUCAUGGACUCGCUGGACGGGCCGGAGAGAAGCAGCCGUGCUGCUUUUGCCUCUGCUGCGCCGCUUUGGACACUAGUUUUCAAGUCUUUGUGAAUUUUUUGUUGAAGGCUGAAGUCUAAAAGAGUACCCUGCAUGCAAAUUAGAAGAGCUUAACACACUUACCCAAGGAAAACGUCCAAAAAUCUACCAGAAGGCAGAAACCGAUGCCCAGUUCUACUUUAUUUCAGAAUUAAAUAUAUGAUAUGCCCGUUUGGGCAACAUGUUCUUACAGAGAAUAUCCAGAAUCUUGACAAAAAAUGAAAAUCUAGCUUUUCAUCCUUACCUGCCAAGUAGACAGAAACCCCCAGGCAAAACAGUCCAAUAGCCACGUGUCGUACAGCUCUGCUAUCCAAAAGGAACCAGUCUGCUCUAUUGAAACAGAUCUCAUAUGGUUAGUGUCAGACAUGUUUACACUUUAAAACUGCUACUUUGUUUUUUCUUAACAGUGCAUGAAUGAAGAUGAUUUUAUGCAACAA
This is a messenger RNA of Etheostoma cragini (Arkansas darter), 1436 nucleotides long. RefSeq names its product BLOC-1 related complex subunit 8 (gene borcs8). Lineage: Eukaryota; Metazoa; Chordata; Actinopteri; Perciformes; Percidae. The transcript is spliced from 6 exons. The record is from RefSeq and is a predicted model, not a curated record. Gene Ontology annotation, cellular component: BORC complex. The coding region runs from base 212 to 616 and encodes 134 amino acids.